AUGCCCUCUUCUUCAAAUGCUGGUAAACGCAAAAAUAGUUCCUCGGAAUAUUUAAAAUAUGCAAUUAAAAAUCAUUUUUUAUCAAAUCAACCAUUCGAUGACGACAUUUAUGGUAAAAAGAAAAAUGUUUCACCGGAAUAUUUAAAUAUUCAACAAAAAAAUCUUCCAUAUGUUCAAUAUGCUAUUGAUAAUAACAUGAAAUUGCCAAUUCCCAAAGAUCCUAAAGCACUUCCAUACGAUUUGUCUAAAUAUGUAUUUAACUUACCCAAAAUGAAUAAGAAAAAUAUUUAUGAAGGAGCAUAUGAUCCUUAUUAUAUUAAUUUUCAACAAUAA
Messenger RNA from Meloidogyne enterolobii, 333 nucleotides. Lineage: Eukaryota; Metazoa; Nematoda; Chromadorea; Rhabditida; Meloidogynidae. The record is from the annotation of a GenBank genome assembly.